Messenger RNA from Sorghum bicolor (sorghum), 3176 nucleotides. Its product is annotated as WPP domain-associated protein. Bases 340 to 2598 code for a protein of 752 amino acids. Lineage: Eukaryota; Viridiplantae; Streptophyta; Magnoliopsida; Poales; Poaceae. The record is from RefSeq and is a predicted model, not a curated record. The transcript has 6 exons.
CCUCCUCCUCCUCCAGAGGAGAGGCGUGUGCAGAGGUGAGGUGAGGUGACUCGUUCUCCGCUUCGCUUCUCCUCUCUGUUCGUUUGGCCGCAAGUGAGCGCAGCGGAGCGGCAGCGUCGUCGUCUUCCUCGUCGCGAUCACCGGUCAAAUCCCAAGCCAAUUUGUUACUGCCAGGGCUCCGAUUCACCACCAACACCACCCUCUCCUCUUCUACUGCCGCCGUUAUCCCCAACCCGGCACGCACGCGCUAGGCGGGGAGCAGCUGAACCCCACCACAGCCGUCCGCGACGGCUCCGACAGUCCGACGGGGCGCUGAAGCGGCCUCUCAGGCUCCUUCCAAUGGCGCGGAUCCAGCCUGUGGUGGAUGAAAGAAUGGACCCCUUUCUUGGUAGAUUGACUAGACCAACCACCAUUGACCAAUCCUGGUGUACUGCUCCGAGUGGCCUGUCCUUGUUCAACGGGCCUUUUAACGAGUUCAAGGAUGCAAUUGUGCCGUCGUCAGGCUUGUUGUCCCACAAUUGCUGCUCUGAUGUCGCAAACAACUUCGAAGAAUUUGCAACUGCAGUUUCAAGGUUACAUCAACACCUGGAUGCAAAUGUAGAAGUUACUUCCACAGAAUACUUAGAUUUGAUGAAAUUGGAAGUUGAUCACCAGCUUAAUAAGCUCUCCGAGGACAUAAGGGUCUUCAAAAGCUAUAACUUGGCUCACAAAUCUGAUGCAGAUGGUUCAUGCUGUACAGUAUGCCAUGUUGGGAAGCUAGCUGAGAUAGAUGAUGGGUUCAACAGCUUGAAGUUGCUGCUGGUUGUGGUGUUCCAACAAAUUAGAGAGAUGCUCACAGUAGUCAAUUCUUCAAUUCAUGAUCUUCAGUGGGAGCAUGAGUUACAGUUAGAAGUUACCAGCAUUACUAUUGGAGACUGUGUUAGAGGUCUUCAGGAUGAGCUCGAGAGGAAACUGUAUGAGCAAAGUUCCAUAGUGAACAGUCUAAGAAAAAACUGGCAGGAAACUGUGGCGCAGUGUGCUUCCAUACGUGAAGAGCUAAUUGCUAUUUCUGAUAUUCUGUUACCUUCUGAAGAGGAACCACAAAUUUCCCUCUGUAGGCAUGAAAGUUUGGGUAGCUGGAGCGACAGAUGGAAGUUCAGCUUUUUCAGAAAGCGAACACACCAGGACCACUCUCUGUCUUCCGGAGAAAACCAGAAUUCUGCAACACAGAAAUCUAUAAGUCCCAGUGAAGUUAUAUCAGAAAGAUCCGACUUCCGACAUCUGAAGGGCAUGACUAGACAUGAAAUGCUUAACUAUUUCAGAUCUGAGAUCAGUAAAUUAAAAAGGCUGCAUGAGUUGGAUUUGCAAGAGAAAACAGAAGAGCUCUUCAAAUUCAAACGAGAGAAAUGGUCAUUGGCUCUUAAGUAUGAUGUAGAAUUUGAGCCUUUAAGGAGGAAAUUCCCUGAGGUCAUUUCAAGAUUUGACCAAAUCAUGUCCAAUGGAAUGGCUGCUGCAGCACCUACAAUCUGCAGUAACAGUGAUGCACUUGAUGAAAGGAGCAAAUUGAACAGUAGAAUUGAUUCGCUAUUCUGUGAAAACCAACAUCUUCGGUGUUUGCUUGCAGAGAAGACAAAGAAUAUUCAGGAAUUAUCAAGCCAAAUAUCUGAUGCCACCAGGAAAAUGUCACUUCAAUAUUCAUUAGAAAAACAACUUUUGAGACAAGUCAACAGCAAUAAAGUAGAAUAUGAGGAUCUUGUUAUUGAAAGUACUAUCAGAGAUGAAAUUUACCAAACUGUUACGAGAAACUUGGUGGAUAGUCAUAGGAAUGUCUUGGAGGAUACUGUGCAAAGUUUCCGUGCCCAAGUGUCCUCACUUGAAGCCGCACUCUCAGAAAAGGACAAGGCGUUGUGUUUAUGUAAUGAAGAAAAUCAGAAGCUAAAGGAAAAGUUGUCAAUGCUAGAAAAAGAGCAUUCCAUCCAAAAUAAUCAGCAAGAUCUAGAUCUAAUCAAGCAAGACAGUGAGGAAAUGAUUCUCCGUGAUAUUGAGAUGGAGCCACAAAGAUCAUGUGAGAUUUCUGAUCCAGAUAUACAGUAUGAAGAGCUCAUCAAGCUGAAUGAGGUUUUAGAAGUUGCCUCAAGCACCGUAAAAGAAAUGGAAACAAAAAGGUUGAAUCACAGUGAUAUCCUAGGUAAAAGAGAUCAAGAAAAACAGCUUGAUUGCAUCCUGGUAUCUAUCAUGGAUUUGUCAAAAGAAUUUGUGGAGAUUGAACAUAGAAUGCCAGAUGAUAUAAAAGGAAACGAGAAAAAGACUGAAAAUCUGAAAGAUCGAUGCAACCAUAUGGUACAACAGGCUAUCGUACUGACAAAGAAGGGCCUGUGGUAUAAGCAAAUGCUUGACACAAGACGUUCUGAGCUUCGAAAAGCUGAAUCUGAAGUUGACAUUAUGGGAGACAAGGUUAAUGCACUUUUGAGUCUUGUACAAAAGAUAUAUGUAACUCUUGAGCACUACUCUCCUGUUUUUCAGCAUCAUCCUGUGCUGUUGGAUGCUUUCUUGAAGACAUGCAAGCUUGUUGCAGGUAUAAGAAGCAGACAAAAAGAGGACUUACAAGAUACAACAUAAGUUGGAGCAGCAAGGUGAGCUGUUUAGAGUGGCUUAAGGGACAUGAGAGAUAUUAAUUUCAUGGUGGAGGAACAGCAUACCAUUGCAAGGCUAUGAAAUUGAUCCAUGGCCAAAUUGACACUGCAAAUCUGCAGCUAGAAGGAAGCUGAGGUAGUCCAUUCGACUGAAUUUUGAAACCUAGGGUAUGCAUUUCAAGGGCAUAAUAUAUUUCUAAAUUGUAGCAAUGCAUUUUUCUAAACAUCAUAUGGUAAUGGAUGCAGUUAUACUGUCGGCACUCACUCCGCAGAUGAUUGGAUUCACAUCCUCUAUGAUGUAUGUAGAAGUGAAUACACCUGUACAAAUUAUGAUAGUUCAAAUUCUGUGUGGGUGAUCACAGUUUUGUCAGCAGCCUAUAUAGAAAUAACUUAGCUGUUAUACAAGCUCUAGUCAUAUUGUAAGCAUAGUAACUUAUAAAUUUUGGAGUCCUGGCUUGUACUAAUGGUCUUGUAAACCUGUACAGAUCUUAUGUACAACAUUUGUCAAUUUUCGAGGAAGCAAACCUUUUUAGGGCAAUGAAAUAGUUUUCAUAUUCAUAGUUA